Molecule: messenger RNA, 1128 nt
Organism: Cladophialophora carrionii CBS 160.54
Lineage: Eukaryota; Fungi; Ascomycota; Eurotiomycetes; Chaetothyriales; Herpotrichiellaceae
Exons: 1
Coding region: 1-1128 (375 amino acids)
Source: RefSeq, a predicted model, not a curated record
AUGUCCAUCGCAGCUGGAGAUCACCAUAUAUACACCGAUGCCAUCGCGGUUCAACCGCAGGUGGUCCAAUCCAGUGUUCGAGGUCUCGUAACACCAACGGCCAUCAGUACAACAGCUGAACCACUAACGCUCAACCAAAUUGGGACUCUCAUCGGGAAAUAUGGCCCGGUUCUCAAUCUGCACCCUAAUGAGAAGUUCUUCAACACUUCCGUCGAAGAUUUCCUGAACCAUUCCGAAUUGAUCGAAGUCAUCGACAAGAAGGCCAAGAAGACCAAGUCCUUGGGCAAGCCGACCGCCGCGAAUCUGCCACAAACGGGCAAGGACAGUCAAUACUACCUGCAGCUGAAGGAAGACGGCAAGAAAGGGGAUUUGUCAGCGGCAAAAGCAUACGUCCGUGCAUUCUGGCAGCCUGGAAUGCCAUACACCGACCUGCAGUUCUGGUUUUUCAACGCGUACAACGGACCAGGGACGCUCCACAUUGACGGGCUGGUGAUGGACAGCAUUACGAGCUCUGGUGAUAUCAACGUGUCCCCGCUCGGGGAGCACGUGGGAGACUGGGAGAUGUGCAUGGUUCGCGUCAACAACACCACGCUAAACCUUGACAGUAUCUGGCUAUCGCAGCACUCCAAGGGCCAGUUCUUCACGGCGGACCAAAUUGGGCGGGCCUUUGAAUUCCAAGGCACGCAGCCGAUCAUCUUCUCUUCGCGCAACGGACAUGCAAACUUCUCCCGCGCGGGAUCCAAUCCGACCGAGUCGAGGAAGAUAGGAGGCAUCCCGGCAGGGUUUGGCUUCUUCGUACGCAACGAUACAGCUGUGAGCAACUAUAAACUAGACUGCUCCAAGGACUACGAGCUCGUCUCGGCAGACUUUGCCGGGGUCAAGUCACCUAGCUGGUUGACCUAUCCAUUCCGGUGGGGUCCCGAGGGAACUUCAACCCGCAUUAGUCCUGUCACAGUUGCCGAAAUCGUCGAGGCCGCCGCAGGCGACGAACUGACCAAGUUUCUGCCUUUCGCUGCGGGAGUUAUCCUCGCUGGAGAAAUCCUUCCACAUUUCGUGAAGGGCGACAUCAAUGGACCAACUCCCCCAAGUCGACAUGGAAGCUGGAUGGGCAUAUAUCCUGUGUACUAG